Yarrowia lipolytica CLIB122 is the source of this 1122-nucleotide messenger RNA. RefSeq lists its product as uncharacterized. The record is from RefSeq and is a predicted model, not a curated record. Lineage: Eukaryota; Fungi; Ascomycota; Dipodascomycetes; Dipodascales.
AUGGAAUAUCCCGAUCUCGAUCGGCUUCGGGUGACACAGCGUCCGUCGCGGCUGCAGUCGCUGACUCUGCAGAGUAUUUUGGCACAGACGAAACGACCAACGGCGUUUUUCAUCACCAUCUCGCUGAUCGAGGUGGGCCGAGAAGUGCUCAAAGAACACCUGGACCACAUGACGGCGGAUCUGAAAGAGCAUCCGGAGCUCAAACAACAUCGUGGAAUGGCCACGAGCUACGUGGCGCUGGAGCGGCUAGUGUGGCUGAUCCAAAAGGUGAAUCAGAGCAUCCAGCAGAAGCCGCAACUAGCGUCGGAGAGCGAGGAGGAGCUGAUGCAGAACAUGAGCUGGUUUUCCGAGACUCUGGAGCAGGUCGCACGCAUGUACGCCGCUUGCACUGACGAGCUCAUGGACGCGGUCGUCGUCUGUUCGAUCACCAUCUACAUCCACGCCGCCUCCCUGCCCAACGUGGUGCCCAUCUUGAGCUUUGAACAAGAGGAGUCGGGCGAAACGGCGUCGGCGGACCUCGUCAGCAUCGGCAAAAGCGUCACCGACCUCGCAGAAAGCAUGGACGGAGUAUACACCCUGCCUAUUUGCUGGGAUCGCGAACAGACGUUUUUCUUGCCGCGCGAGGAAGACAUGUGGAAAAUCUGGCACUUUGCCGACUCGGAGAGCAAGGCCGUGAUUGGAUACGAGCUGCUACGAUUUAGCAAAACGUAUAUUGCCGUGGUGGAGGACGGUUCCUUUGACAAUAUGGCAACUUGGGCCCUCAAGGCUCCGGAGCUCAUGAGAUUGUGCAGAAAGCGAAACCCAUACGCUCUGUUGCUCUACUGUUACUAUCUUGCUAUCAUGUACUUUGGCUUGCCUUUGUUUGACAAGUUGAAGCGGGUGGAAAUGGACAUUGUGGAUAUCUGUGAGCAGGUGCCUGCCAACUUUCGACCUCAUCUCGAUUGGCCGUUGGAGAUUUGCUGUAGCGAGAGGGACUCGAGCGGAGAGUAUGAGUCUUUUAUGGAGGGCAGAUUGCGACAAAAGUUUCUGAGACCGGGUGAGGAGGAGGGGUUGGUUAGAGGAAGGCCGGAUGAGGAGGGAGUUUUGAGGGAGGGAGUUGGGGUUGGGUUGGUGGCCGAUUGA